Messenger RNA from Dacryopinax primogenitus, 984 nucleotides. RefSeq lists its product as uncharacterized. NCBI's taxonomy places the organism in Eukaryota, Fungi, Basidiomycota, Dacrymycetes, Dacrymycetales, Dacrymycetaceae. Gene Ontology annotation, cellular component: Golgi apparatus. Bases 1 to 984 code for a protein of 327 amino acids. The transcript has 3 exons. The record is from RefSeq and is a predicted model, not a curated record.
AUGACAGCCCUCUGUUUCGGGUUUUUCCAAGCAGAUGUCACCAACAGCACACUUCCCAUCUACAGAACACUCAUCUGCUACUUUGCGCUCUUCUUACUUGCAGGCGUAUUCACCCUGUGCAUCACCUUCGACGCCCUUUGGAAUCGUAACAUAAUUACGCUCGUCGGCAUGCUCAUCUUCACGGCCCCUCUCUGCUUCCCCCCCGGUACCGAGGUCCGAGAAGUUCAACUCACUCAAAACAACGAUUGCCAGUCGAAAAACGUUGCUACUUGCAUGGACCUUUUCAACAUCGUCGAGCGCUUCCUCAUCGUCGUACCCGUCAUCAUUUUGCUCGCCCUCGUUGUGAAGAGCUGGUGCAUGAAGCAUCUAUUUGGAGAAUUUGGUUGGGCGGUGUUCCACACGAUAGGGGCCGAUCCCAGGAUCAAGCACAUGUAUCGAUUCUAUCAAGCAUUCCUCUGUCUACUCAAGUUCGAUUACUUCAUCUUGCUGGCGGUCUCGCUGCAACUCCUCAUCCUCGGGCUAGGGGGUGAUCCGAUUCAGGACCUCAUCCUCAUCGCCUCUAUCCCCGUAUCACUGGCCCUCCUCAUCGGCUGUGGCUGGGCAGUCAAGAAGGAGAACCGGAUCGUCAUGAUCAUCUGCCUCGUGAUCAUGGCAGCGGCGCUUGGGUAUAUCCUGUAUAAGACCACUCAGUUUUAUAUUGGCAGAUACGUCAGUGAUUACGUUCCGAACCGGCUUACUCUCACUUUCUUCACGGUCGUCUCCAUGCUCAUGCUCAGCGCUACAUUUUGUAUUGGCAUCCGGUGCAUGCUCUUCUUUGGCUGCGGCCUCAAAGAAGCACAGGGGGCCGCCUCUGAACGUGCUAGGAGGGCCAAACCCAUGCGUAGGGCCAGCUACCGCGAGCCUGAUGAGGAAGAGUUUAUCGGCGACUCAGAUGAGAAAAAGGGCGGUGCACUGCCUUUGGAAAGGAGGUUAUCCAUUGACUGA